UUCCCACAGAGCUCUAUGACAGUACGCUUGCUCGUUCGAUCGAUUGUUGUGUUCAUUUCAACGAUUAUCCAGGGUGCUGACAUUUCACCACAGUAACACUACGGUAAAAAGCAUCAUUGGGUUGUAGUGUAGUACAUCGCAGCUAUUUAUUGUUGAAAGAUGGAAUUAUAGAACAAUAACGCUGUGUUGUUAAAAAUAUUGCUUUAAAGAUUUUCGUCUUUAUUGUGGAUAUUCAAUAUAAACGCUCAUUCCUUGGAAUAAAUAAAUUGAAAACUUUGGAUUAUUCGGCAAAAAACUUAUCACAAUGUGAUUGAUUCAUUAUAAUUUAUACGAUAAACAAUUUACAAUUAAAGGUAUUUUGACCAAAUUUUACAACGGGAAGGAGUCAUGCGAGCGUAUGGAGGCAUUCCAAUCCUGUACCUUACGAUUGCGGUGUGCAUCUCUGUCACUUUAGUCACUGCAGUCGUCGGCUAUGUUUCCUGGGUGUUAUGUCGCCGGCGGAAGAAACACACAGUGACCUGGAAGAAAACGUUCAAAGACAAUGACAGUUCACCGGAAUCAGUACUUGAUAGAAACCUGAAAAUAAGCAAAAGUACCCCGGAAUUAGCAAGUGAAUGUGAUCAGGAAACGGCAGCAUCUAGAUAUUCUAAAGCUAAAUCGUUUUUCAAAUCUCUGCGUCAGUCUACAAUGCCAACUGUGUCACAAAGACAUCAAUUAUUUCACCGACAGCUAUCGCAUCAAAUUGAUCUCUCAAAAAUUGAGUUCUCUGUGCAGAGUGCAAAACAUACUGAACAGCCAAAUCUUGGCGUUAUCAAGCCCGAACUAUAUAAACAAGCUUCAGUAGAAAGUGUUAGAUCUGAACAUGCUGUUUGCGGCCAGCUACGUUACAGUCUGCAGUAUGACUACGAACUGGAGCAAUUUAAUGUCGGUGUAAUUCAGGCUGACAAUCUUCCACCGAAAGAUUUCUCCGGAACUUCAGAUCCCUACGUUAAAACAUAUCUUCUACCUGAUCGUAGGCAAAAAUUCCAAUCAAAAGUUCAUAGAAAGACUUUGAAUCCGGAAUUUCACGAGAAGUAUAUAUUUAGUGUGCCGUUCGCGGAACUAGGAGACAGAGUGCUACAAUUUAAUAUUUAUGACUUUGAUCGUUUUUCUCGCCAUGAUCUAAUUGGUACAGUGACAGUUCCGGAUGUUGUGCCUGAGGGUUGUCGGCUGACGACAGAAACAUUUUUUGUUCGAGAUAUACUAUCGUCAUAUCAGGAGAAGUUCGACCUCGGCGAACUGAUGCUAACAUUGUGUUAUUUACCGACGGCAGGCCGUCUCACACUUACGGUUGUAAAAGCCAGAAAUCUCAAAGCAAUGGAUAUCACAGGGUCAUCAGAUCCAUUUGUGAAGGUGACACUAGUUUGUCAAAACAAACGAAUCAAGAAAAAGAAAACGUCGGUGAAGCGGAACAUCCUCAAUCCUGUCUACAAUGAAGCGAUGGUUUUUGAUGUUCCACAAGAAAACGUAGAUGACGUAGAACUUAUCGUUAAAAUCAUUGAUUAUGACAGAAUUGGCCGAAAUGAAGUUAUGGGAUGCUGCGCUGUUGGUCCUCGUUAUGUCGGUGUGGGACGCGAUCACUGGUUUGAAAUGCUUGAAAACGCACGGAAACCUGUAGCUCAAUGGUAUACAUUACAAGAGCACGUACAAUAUUCAGACUAUAAAAGUGGUGGUGGUAAAGGGUGUUUCCGGUAUAGACAGACCACAGUGGACUCUACGUGUAGUGAAGAUACACAAUGAAUAUGAUACAGACAAAAACCAUUACGUCAACAUAAUAUUCGUCUGCAGCAUUCAUUUGCCAUAUUAAAUUUUAUUCGGUCAUCACAGCAGAAGAAAUAUUCAUUUAGAUAGAGGUACAGUAAUAAACCAUGUGUAUGAAACAUCAGGGUAAAACUUUAAAAGGAUGUUUUAAUACGAUCGUACGCUAUUGAAAGAAAAGUUUUAGGACAGUUUAAUUAUAAUGUACGUAUAUGCCAGCUAUUUAACAGUUAAGGAAGAAGUGAUAUAUACAGUUUACAUAAUAACGAUCAAAAGACACUAUAGGUGAAGUUGCUUGAAUUUUCAAAAUCGGUUACAAUAACCAAUGAUUAUAUAGAACAUGUCUGACUUAAAAUACAUCUGCGGGAUUCAGAGUGACUUGUGUUGUAGUGUGGCAUAGAAAAAUAAGAUGUUUUCUUUCUGGAUGGAACCGUUCUAUCAUUAAACAAAAUGUUGUUACUUGAUAAAUAAAUCAAGUUUUGUCAUUAUAUUUUUCUAUAUAUUUGUCUAAUGAUUUCACUGUUGUAAGUUUAUUGAUUUACUUAAUUUGUGAAGUGAAAACUUGCCCGCUUUUAAUAUGUUUAAAAACACCUUGCUGUUUAGUAAUGUGGAUAUAAAGAUUUUUAGUAUGGGAUGUGUAUAACAGAAGCACUUCGCAGAAAUAACACUUUAGGUAUUGUUUUUACUACGGUGAUUUAGCAAAAUUAAUGCCAUAUUUCCAUUAUGAGUUUUAUUAUUUUGAUUUUUUAAACAAAAUCUGUAAAAAAAAACAACACAAAACAGUAACUUUCUACUGGCAAAAUAUUAAAUAUGUCUUUAAUUUCAACUUCAUGUAACCGGCUAUAGUCUUUAUGAAGUUAUAAGUGUUUGUUUCACUAAAUGGAAGCCAGCCACACUAAUGUUUUAUUGGUGGUUUACAUAAGGUUCAAAACGUUUUAUUUGCGUUUCAUAUGUUACCUAUACCAGAGGGGUUAAAAAGUUUUCUUGGUGUUCCAUACAUUACCGAUACACGGGGGAUCAAAAAGUUUUCUUUCUGUCCAAUAUAUUUCCUAUACCAAGGGUGAUAAAACAUUUGCUUUUUGUCUCCUACAUUACAUUACGCAGGGUGAUCAAAAAUUUCACGGUGCCUCUUAUAUUACCUAUGCCAGAGGGAUCACAUCUUUUCGUGGUUUUUCAUACAAAACUCAUACCAGAGUGAUCAGAUAUAUUACCUAUACCAGGGACAUCAAAAUGGUGACUUUGUGUUUCAUAUAUUACAUAAUAUAUCAGUGGGAUUCAAAAACUUUUUCUUGUCAUACGUUUUUUAUUCAAAGUACAUGUAUUUUGACGCGCUAUACGAAGGAAUUGACAAUAAUAAUUUAACUGCAAUAUUUAGAUUUUUUUAAUGUUGAUAAACUGUCGAUUCAAUGCAAGGACAUUUCCGCUAUCGUCGCGUUUUCUAUGGCAUUUCGGCAUUUCAGAUCGUAUUCGCUACAAAGCUAUGUUACUGUUAGUAAUAUCCUGUUUAUUUUGCAUUGUUUUCACAUUUCCUGCUAUUGUUACGUGAAACAACGUACGAUAUUUAUCGAAAAAUGAAUCUUACGUAAUGUUGUUGACGUUUGAAAGUACUUCCAGUGCAGUCAGUUCUAUGCAUUCAAGUAUCGCGAACAUGGCGUCACUAUCCUUGCGGCAGAUCAACCAUAUAAUAUAAGGAAUAAAACAUACACACAAAGAAUUUGGUUUGUACAUUUUUGUUUAAUUUUUUUGUGUAGUUCAAUGCAUGGGAAGCGUUGCGUCCCGUCACAGUAUGAAAAUUGAAGUGGAAUUGAAGUGAAAAGCUGUCAUAUAUUUAUCUAACGUCGGCCGAUUUCCCUUUGAAGACAAUCAAAUCAUUAUUUGAAGUCUUGUUCAUAAUAUAUCUGUUCCUGAUGUCUUUCAGUGUUGAUAAAAUUUCAAAUUAAUAUUUUUAUACUCCUGUGCAUCACGUGUACUACUUUAAUUAACUUGCUCUUUCUGGAUCACAUUCUAGUCUGUUUUCAUUUUUAUAAGUCCUAUCGUUAACCUAUUAAAAUUUUUAUCAGUGUUUUAACUAGUAAAUUAGCAUAAAAUAAAAUGUUUUCAUGUCUU
Molecule: messenger RNA, 3903 nt
Organism: Mercenaria mercenaria
Lineage: Eukaryota; Metazoa; Mollusca; Bivalvia; Venerida; Veneridae
Product: synaptotagmin-6-like
Exons: 5
Coding region: 388-1779 (463 amino acids)
Biological process (GO): calcium-ion regulated exocytosis; cellular response to calcium ion; regulation of dopamine secretion
Cellular component (GO): membrane
Molecular function (GO): calcium-dependent phospholipid binding; phosphatidylserine binding; clathrin binding
Source: RefSeq, a predicted model, not a curated record